GAGGCUAUUUUAGGUGAGCGUGCGCCCAAGCAGCCCUGGAGAGCAAGUGAAGGAGCAAGCUUGGCGAGGAAGCUGUAAACGGAAAAGGACGGGGGUGUGCGCACCUGCUGCACCUCCUCAAGUAGCUGGACAACCCCGAACUGCCCAAACACCCUCCCAGCGAGCCUCGCUACCUGCCCGAAGGCGCCUGCGCGCUCAGAACCCCACCCUCGGAGUCACCUGUUGGAGCGCCGCGCCCUCUUCGCCUUGCGCAUGCGUGAUACGCGCCGCACGGGCCGUGGAGUCACGUGUCAGGGCGCGAGCCGUCUCCCCGGGGGCUCUUCCUGUCACGGCUGCCUCGGCGGCCCUGGGGCCGCGAGAGGCCUGGGCGGUGCCGGGCGGGAGGAGGCCCGGGUUGGUUUCGGAUCCGCUGCGAGACAGGUAUCUAGGCUGCCAAGAUGCCAGGGCCAAGACCUCGGAAGGGCCCUCAGGCCAGUGGCCAGGGUGUGGCGGCUGCCAAGCAGCUCGGGCUCUUUGUGGAGUUCAACCCUGAGGACGUGCUGCUAGGGGCAGAGGAGACUGAAGAUGACGGGGACCUGGAGGCCGAGCUGCUGGCCCUCACUGGGGAAGCAGGAACCACAGGCAGGAAGCCAGCUCCCAAGGGGCAGGCCCCCCUACCUAUGGCCCAUAUUGAGAAGUUGGCAGCGGACUGUAUGCGGGAUGUGGAGGAGGAGGAAGAGGAGGAGGACGGCCUGGAGGAGGAUGCAGACUUGCUGACUGAGCUGCAGGAAGUCCUGGGUGCAGAUGAGGAGGCUGUGCCCAUGGAUGACAAUGAGACAGCCAGUCCAGGUGACUCUGAGGAGGAGAAGGGGCAGGAAAACAUUGAACCUCCAGUGCAGACAGCUUGCCUAACAGCUCCCGUCCCAGCGGCUCAGGCUGGAGGGCCUCAGGGGCUGCAGGCUCUGCUGGAGGAUCGGAUCCACAACUACCGGGAGGCCGCGGCCAGUGCCAAGGAGGCAGGUGAAGCAGCCAAAGCCAGGCGCUGUGAGCGUGGCCUGAAGACUCUGGAGUCCCAGCUGGCUGCUGUGAGGAAAGGCAGGAAGAUCAAUGAGGAUGAGAUUCCACCCCCAGUGGCCUUGGGAAGGAGGCCCCUGGUCCCCCAGGAAACAACCAACAGGAACCCCGAAGCAGAAUCCCCAGCUCCCCCUGCCACGGGGCCAGACAGCCCCUCCCAGCCCGAGACAAGCCUCUUGGGCAGCCCUGGCGUUUCUGCCCCACCUGAUUCAGACCCAGAUCUCCGGGCCCUGCUCUUGGCUCGACAGAGAGAGUACAAAGUGGCUGCCCUGAAUGCGAAGCGGGCUGGGGACCUGGACCACGCCCGAGAGCUCAUGAGGAUUGGUAAGAGAGUUGGUGUCAUCCUGGAGGCCCUGGAGAAGGGGCAGCCUGUGGACCUGAAUGCCCUGCCCCCAGCGCCUGAGGCACCCUCAGUUGUAUCUCCAGCAGUGGAGCGAGUACAGCCAGUGAUGGCCGCUGACAUCCCAGCAACCCCCGUGGCCCCUGCUGAGCCACAGACAGUGCUAGACGCCCUGCAGCAGAGGCUGAACAAGUACCGUGAGGCGGGCGUCCAGGCUCGGGGCAGUGGGGAUGAGCGCAAGGCCCGGAUGCAUGAGCGCAUUGCCAAGCAAUAUCAAGAUGCCAUUCGAGCACACCGAGCAGGACGAAAAGUUGACUUUGCCGAGUUGCCUGUUCCUCCGGGAUUCCCCCCUAUACCUGGCCUGGAGCCCACUCUGGGUCCUGAGGAGGAUGUGGUGGCAGCUACUUUAGCAGCUGCCCAGAAACUGGCCUCCUCAGAGGAUACAGCCCCAGCAGAGGACGAUGAGGAUGCGGACAAGGAUGAGCUCCCAACCCAGGCCCCAUUGGCCAAGAAGCCAGCACAGCCUCGGGUCCCUUCAUCCCGGCCCCUGCCUGAGCCCAAGGCCUCGCGUUCUAAGGAGCUGCUGAGUCCCUCUGUGGGAGAGCAGCUGGCCCUGCUAGAGGCACGGAAGCUGCAGUACCAGCGGGCAGCCCUGAAGGCCAAGCGCGGCCAGGACCUGGAACAGGCCAAAGCCCAUCUGCGGGUGGCCAAAUGCCUUGAGGCUCAGAUCAUCCAGGUGAGAGCCGGCCGACCUGUGGACCUCUCCAAGGUGCCUUCACCCUUAACGGAUGAGGAGAGUGACUUCAUCUUGAUCCACCACGAGGACCUGCGGCUCUCCCAGAAGGCCGAGGAGGUGUAUGCCCAGCUACAAAAAUUGCUUCUGGAGCAACAUGAGAAGUGUCUGCUGUUCUCCAAGCAGUUCAUGCACCAGGGCAAUGUGGCUGAGACGACCCGGUUUGAGAAGCUUGCUCAGGACCGCAGUAAGCAGCUUGAGAUCCUGCAGCUGGCCCAGGCCCAGGGCCUUGACCCUCCGAGCCACCACUUUGAGUUGAGGACAUUCCAAACUGUGAGGAUCUUUGCAGAACUCAACAGCACAGAAAUGCACCUGCUUAUUGUCCGGGGAAUGAACCUCCCAGCCCCUCCAGGGGUGACCCCUGAUGACUUGGAUGCUUUUGUGCGGUUUGAGUUCCACUACCCUAAUUCGGACCAGGCUCAAAAAAGCAAAACUGCGGUGGUGAAAAACACAAACUCUCCAGAAUUUGAUCAACUCUUCAAACUAAACAUCAACCGAAACCACCGGGGCUUCAGGAGGGUGAUUCAAAGUAAAGGAAUCAAAUUUGAAAUCUUCCACAAAGGAUCCUUCUUCAGAAGUGACAAGCUGGUCGGCACAGCCCACCUGAAACUGGAACGGCUGGAGCAUGAGUGUGAGAUCAGAGAGAUCGUGGAGGUUCUGGAUGGAAGGAAGCCCACUGGGGGCAAGCUGGAGGUGAAGGUGAGGCUGCGGGAGCCUCUGAGUGGCCAGGACGUGCAGACGGUCACCGAGAACUGGCUGGUCCUGGAGCCCAGGGGCCUGUAAGGUGCGCAGCUUUCUGGGCCCUUAGAACCUCUGCCCCAGCUCGCUGCCUGGGCCCCCAUGGAGACCCUUCUAGCUCGCAGCCCGUAUCUAAGGAGAAAGCCUAGGGUUUUCUCAUCUGUGAGGAGGACCAAGAGGCAAACUUCUGGGGUAAGGCUCAGGCUGAGUUUCUCACGAUCUUGAGUAGAACCGCGGAGGGAAGUUAACUUUCCCAGGUCUGUUCUUCAGGAGAUCCUUUCUAAAAUCUACUUGUAUGUUCACUGCAGUUUAGACUUACUUCCUGUGCUUUGUGCCCUUGUACAACAGAGGAUCGAUGCUGGGAGAGGAGUCAGGCCAGCAACUCCUCCCCAGGUUUUUCUCCUCAGCUUUGCUGGCUGUGGAAGCCUUUGUCCUAAAGGAGAUGCUGCUACCCAAGCACCAAAGACCUAUCAAGUACUGGCAUCACUGACUAUGGCCCAGGGCCCUACUGGCACCUUCCCAGGCCUCCACCAAAGCAGGAUUCCCCCUCCUCCGCCCUCUGGGUGAAGGCAUGGACAGCCGCAUUGCCCUGCAUGGAGUCUUGUUACCCCUUAACCCCUGUGUAGCAACUGUUUGCAGCUUACCUCAGUCCCCAGUUGCACUGUUUCUAGAUGUGCCUUUAAAGAUAAAACUAAGGGAUGGGAAAACACGAGUGUGAUCUGGAACCCCCCCACCUCGCUUAAGAUGGGGGCAGGGUCCUGUGACUCCCUGUCCUGCACAGCUGUUCGCCCCAGCCCUGCCUGUGCCUUGGUUCCUGACACUGCUGCACCAGCCUCCCUGCUUCCCAGAGCUCUCAGUUCAGGACUGUGUGGUGGGAAGUGGGGGCAGGCUGUGUCUUGGGUUUGGUCCAUGCACCUAAGACCGAGAGCCUGUUACGUUAACCGAGGAAGGGGAAAACAAUAUAUACGUAUAUGUAUAUGUGUGUGUGUACAUAUAUAUGUUUUUUAAUGUAGCCAUUUUUAUUUAAGAUACUAGGUCUAAUUCACUGUAGGGGUUUUAUGCUCUCCCUACAAAAUAACCAUCAAAAGUCCUAAAGAAAAGCCCUGCUCCUCCUGUCACUUUUUGAAAGCCAGGGUAGCAGUAACAUUUGUUAAUUGACAGAAACUGCUCCUGUGUCUUCCUCUUUUGAGAGGGGACAGGGCAGUCUCGCUUCUUCAGCUAAUCACCUAGAGAAAUCCCUUAGUUCUUUCCUAAGAAAUUCUCGACUUUGUUCUUCUGAAUGGAUGGUGACAAUGAAGGGAUUUAUAGUUGCAACAGAUUUAAUGUUCAAAACCACAAUAUUCUUCAUUUCUUAGAAAUAAAUUUUAACACACUAUCUUUUUCCCCCUUUUUUGAAGCAUCAAGUUAACAAAGCAUUCCUCAAGAUAAUCUUUUACUGAUCGCUACAGUCCUGGCAAAUGUACACACAGCACAGGGAUUGAGCUUUUGUGUGUGUCUUUUCCUGGGAUGGGGCUGGACCAUGCGUCCCUGCCCACAAGAGCAAAGCUUUUAGUGGGUAACAGAGCAGGAAAAACAUAAGUUUCUGAGAGCUUUCUGGCCAGUUUUACUUACCUAUCAGAGUGAACUACCAAAACUUCCACAGAUGGGCUAUUUAACACUUAAAUGUCAUAGCUGUGUGUCAUCUAAGAUGAAAAGGAGGGUUGUUAGUUUUUGGAAGGUGGCUCACAGCAAAGAGGGGUGGUGGAGGGGGUCCUGACAUAGCUUAGUCUUCCGCUGGGGUUUGCCCCCACCCACCAGGCUUACUAAGAGGGCUAGGGGACAACUACAGCCCUGGGAAUUUUAAACCAAGGCCUCUGCUAGAAAUUUGGUAGAAAGUAUUCUGUGGCUUAAAGAUUUCCCUUCAUGACCUGUUCAGUUUCAUUCUGCUUCACUGCCCUUUGCAUUUUGGAAAACAGAGCCAAUAGGCUGAGGGAGGCAUGACAGCCGCCUACUGGACCUAGAGACUGAGGUUCUUGAAAGGCCUUUGUUGUAACCACGGCACGCAGGGGUCACUGGAAGUGGGAGGAUCCAGCCCAGCUUCAUUUGUCCCGAGAUUUAUCCAAAUGCAGCAGCUCCACUUUGCAGAUUAGUGACUUGUGGGCAGUUGGGAACCAUCCACAACCCAAAUCACUUUUAAAUUUUCUCUCCAGUUUAAUGCAGGGCACACUUUCUUCUGAAUUAGUGCACUGACUACAAUAUGGUUAGAGUCAGGAAAGCUUUGCUCACAAUAAAAGGG
Messenger RNA from Sus scrofa (pig), 5199 nucleotides. It is a transcript of the gene CC2D1B, whose product is annotated as coiled-coil and C2 domain containing 1B. Gene Ontology annotation, molecular function: DNA-binding transcription repressor activity, RNA polymerase II-specific. The record is from RefSeq and is a predicted model, not a curated record. Lineage: Eukaryota; Metazoa; Chordata; Mammalia; Artiodactyla; Suidae.